Trichoplusia ni (cabbage looper) is the source of this 2754-nucleotide messenger RNA. It is a transcript of the gene GAA1, whose product is annotated as glycosylphosphatidylinositol anchor attachment 1 protein. The record is from RefSeq and is a predicted model, not a curated record. The coding region runs from base 145 to 2304 and encodes 719 amino acids. Gene Ontology annotation, cellular component: GPI-anchor transamidase complex; membrane. Gene Ontology annotation, biological process: attachment of GPI anchor to protein. NCBI's taxonomy places the organism in Eukaryota, Metazoa, Arthropoda, Insecta, Lepidoptera, Noctuidae. The transcript has 11 exons.
CUUGUUUGACAUUAUUUUGACGUUUAGAGAUAAACAGGAGCGGCGCGGUGGAGAUUUUCUAGUCUUAUUGUAUUUUGUUGAAUAAAACUCUAUUAAUAAGAAAAGAACUGGAGUUAUUCUACAAAACUAUAUUUGUUUAACAAAAUGGGUCUGUUAUCAGACCCUGAAUAUGGUUCUGUGAAGUGGGUGAGGGUGUUGAAGAGAGUGCACGGACCUCUUUGCUUCUUAUGCUAUCUUGGUGCCCUUGGUUGGUUCUUCAUGCUAGGAAACAAGGAGUUUAAUAACGAGACAUACUUCUCGGAAAAUGCUCUGUUGCCUGGCUUAGUGACAAAUGAAUUCAAUAGUGAACAUACUGCAAAACAGUUCUUUAACGAACUUAUGCAGGAGCUUGGGGAUAAAUAUGAAGAUGCUGAAGAGAUUCCAGUGCCUUGGCUGGUCGGUAAGAUGUCACAGCUGCAUCUCGAAGUGUACACACAUAACUUUACUCUUAACUAUCCCUUGGGACAGGGCCAAGUUUACAAAGGCACCAACGUGUACGGUAUACUGCGGGCCCCCCGCACGUCAUCCCUGGAGGCUCUCGUUGUAACUGCACCGUUCCGGUCCAUGGACUCCCACCAGAAGGGGACCGCGGCUGGCAUAGCUCUCAUGUUAGCCUUCGCUAAGUUUGCAAGACCACAAAAAUAUUGGGCGAAAGACAUAAUAUUUCUAAUCACUGAACACGAGCAACUAGGAAUGCAGGCGUGGUUGGAGGCUUACCACGGCUUGCAUAACGACGCAGAAACAUUUCACACUAGUCUUGGCAGUUUCUGGAAGCCUGGUACUCCCAGUUUGGAUCUAAGGAAGUUUAUGCCUGGCUUUGAAUGGGUUGGCGGGGACUAUAAGAAGUGUUUGGAUCCUGGGACAUUGAAAGGACGCUCGGGGUCGAUUCAGGCAGCUAUUAAUUUGGAGUUCCAUACGCCUAAAAUAAAAUACAUAGAAGUGAAAAUAGAAGGUCUAAACGGGCAGCUGCCGAACUUAGAUCUCGUUAAUCUAGUCCACAAGUUAUGUGUCAAGUCAGGGAUACACCAUUCUUUUAGAAACAGUUAUUCGUGGAUCCGUGGCCGCAACAAAAUGGAUGAGUGGAUGAACGGUUUCUGGACCAUGUUUGAGAUGGUCAUAGCUCAGAUUGACGGCGUCCCAGACGGCAACCACGGUCUGUUCCACCGCUUCGGUAUAGAAGCCGUGACCCUGGAGGGUCGCGGGCCGGCGGACUCCGCGGGCGCGGCCCCUCGCGCCCACUCGCUCUCCACCGCCAACUUCUACAGGCUCGGGGUCGCGCUGGAAGCUAUACUCCGCUCACUCAACAAUCUGCUGGAGAGGUUCCAUCAGAGCUACUUCUUUUAUUUGCUGGCGGCUACGAAUAGGUUUAUUUCUAUUGGCCAGUACAUGCCAUCGCUAUGCCUCCUAUGCGUGGCCAUGCUUAUCCGUGCGCUAUCACUAUGGGUCUCCAUACAACAAGAUGGCGACGAAGAAACAGACAAGCAGACAAACAAACAAGACACGAAAACAAAAUCACCGAAAAAAGACAAAGAUUCUGAUUCGGAAAUACCAGGCGACGAGAAAGUUGAGAAAGUUAAACCUAAACAGAAGAAAGUAAAGGAUGAUUCUAGUAUGAGUGUUGUGAAUAUUGGCACCAAUUACUUGUCGGUACAUUUGAUUGGAUACGCCGUUAUGAAUUCACCGAUCAUUUUGAGUCAGAUUGGUGCCAAAUUCAACAAACCAUCUGAAGUGUCAGUAUACUACGGUUUAAUCGGAGUAUCAAUAAUACUGACAAUCAUAACUCCAUUCCUACCCCGCGUACUACGCAAGGGUCGCAUAACUUACGAGGAGUUAUCUCUAGUCAACAUACUACUGUUAAUAGAGCUCUCAACAGUGUGUCUGAGUGUGGGCAUGCAGAACUUCCCCUUAGGCCUGACUAUAGCGGUCGUGUACACGCCUUUAGCGCUCAUGUGCAGCGUGGUCGUGUAUGGAGGCGGAAAGGGACGAGCCACGUACCUGUUCCUGCGGCGGCUGGUGUGCCUGCUGGUGCAGCCGCUGCUGGCGGUGUCGCUCGCCAUGAUCGCCUUCAGCCGCGUGCUGUUCCCCGAGGAGGGCUUCCUGGACAUGAUCAGUCGAGGGUCUGAUGCCGCCAUGCAGGCCACCAUGUUCUCUAUAGUGGAUUCUAUGAUAUACGGCAACUGGUUAUUCAACCUCACAACAGCUGUGAUACUGCCAAUAUGGAUACUAUUUUGGCAGAUUCUCAAUAUAAAAGUAGAAAUGCCUUAGAACAAACCAAAUAUACUCUCGUAUGUAUCAACGAUGCAUAGCUAAAUGUCGCACUUAACUGUCACGUUGUUUUUGUAACUCAAUGGUAAUUGAGAAAUAGUAAUUAUUAGAUUAAACAAAAAUACCCCCGUUUUUAAAUGUCAUUCCAUUCAAAUUUUAUCAAAAUCGGUCUAGCCGUUUUUAUAGUUGGAAAUUGCAUUAUUAUCGGGUUUGGAGCUACCCUGAAACCUUCAGCCUGCUAGCUUUUCGGGAAGUGCCUCAAAAUUGAGUUGCAGAAUCGAAUCGAAACGACAAACAAACAAGCAAGAAAAGUGAGUGAAACGUGGGAAAAUAGAUAUUUUAAAACGUGACUUGGCUAAGUAUCGUUCGUACAUACGGCCGAUAGACUGUGUAAAUCGAGUCGGAGUACAAACAAAUUUAGUAUUAAUAAAUAAUGUUAAACUUAAUAUA